Molecule: messenger RNA, 1326 nt
Organism: Dictyostelium discoideum AX4
Lineage: Eukaryota; Evosea; Eumycetozoa; Dictyosteliales; Dictyosteliaceae
Exons: 3
Coding region: 1-1326 (441 amino acids)
Molecular function (GO): acyltransferase activity, transferring groups other than amino-acyl groups
Source: RefSeq, a predicted model, not a curated record
AUGGCAGCCCUCAUAUUGAGAACCCUUUUAGAUAACAACGUUUUUAGUAGUAGUGACUACAUACAUACGAUAAAAGACCCACUUUCAACUAGUAUGGUCGAAGUUUCAGGAAAUCCACAAUCUUGUGGUGUUUCAGAAGCAUUUUCUUCACCAUCAUUGAAGAAAGCUGAUGUUUCACUUACUUUUGGCUCCAGUCAAGAAAUCUCCUAUGCCGCAAUGUCGGCCCCAUUAAAUGCCGACACAAGUCGUAUUCCUGAUGAAAUUGCCCCCACUGAUGUCAACAAAACCGAACUGGAUUUAUCCACCAACAACUUUGGAGUACCAUUGGCUGAUGUUGUUCUUCCUUCUUCCUCCUCAACAACAUUAUCACCAUCAAUCGUUUCAGAACAACAACAACAACAACAACAACAACAACAACAACAACAACAAGCCAUCAGUUCUGAAGAAAUCAUAACUUCAAAGGGUGGAAUAAAAUCCGGAGCAGGAGAGUUACCUUUCUCUAUAGUUUAUGGUUCAGCUUUUUCAAAGACACCAGAAAUUGUAUCCUUCCAACAACCAACUCAAAAACAAAUCAAUGAUUUCCUUCAAAUGAAAUCUGAUGCCACUAGAGUUGUUACAUCUGAUGGAUACAUCUUUAGAGAAAUUUUCAAUCCUGAUCAUGAUGAUGGUUUCAAACAAGCCCUCGAAAUGUAUGGUUCAAGUUUCUUUGAACCAACAGAGCCAGGUAAAAAUCACCUUCAUACUUUAUGCAAUAGAGGUCUUUAUCGUAUGAUGGUAAUGGAAGAUGAUAAAGGUUUAGUUUUAGCUUGUGCUUUUAUUGUCGAAGUACAUGCUUAUAAAUCCUACCAUAUGGAUUAUCUUGCAGUUAGACCAGGUAUUAGAGGUGGUGGUUUAGGUGGAAAAUUCUUUAAACAAUUAACCACACACUUACGUAAUGAACAAAAGUAUUUAAUCAUUACAUUCGAAAGUGAACCAAAAUUGGUGCCAUGGUAUCUCAGAAUGUCUUGUCUUCAUCUUAAUGUAGUUAGUGAUCAAGUAACCUAUGAAAAUGGUGAAACCUUUUUCUGGUGGUUAUUAGUCGUUCCAUUGGGUAAAAUCAUUGACGAUGGCUCUGAUGCUGACACUGAUUCAGAUUCUGAACAUCCUACUAGCGCUCCAUCAACUACUGCACCCAACUAUGCAUUACCAUUAUCAUUAACAGAAAAACAAAGAAAUAGAUCCUACAUCCUCUACAACGAAAGUGGUGUUUCAUAUGAAUUCAAUCAACAAACCAUUAAUGAAAUCGCUCAAUAUUUACUUACUUUUAUGUCUGAUGCUAAAAAAUAA